Molecule: messenger RNA, 1834 nt
Organism: Sinocyclocheilus grahami
Lineage: Eukaryota; Metazoa; Chordata; Actinopteri; Cypriniformes; Cyprinidae
Gene: sgpp1b
Product: sphingosine-1-phosphate phosphatase 1b
Exons: 3
Coding region: 260-1582 (440 amino acids)
Biological process (GO): sphingosine metabolic process
Cellular component (GO): endoplasmic reticulum membrane
Molecular function (GO): sphingosine-1-phosphate phosphatase activity
Source: RefSeq, a predicted model, not a curated record
ACCGGAUACGGCGUGGGGGGAGGUUUGUAAAUCGUUGCAAGUAGUUUUUUUGGGUUCAGUUUCUCUUCAUAUGUCCAGCAAUAACAUUAACAGCUGUUAUAAGUCUAUUUGUCUUGGUUAGAAUGGGUGUUUUGUUAUUAUAAGCACAGCAAUGGAGGAAGUGGUUUAAUAACCCACAGCACGGUUCAUUCUCAGUCAGUAGCUCAAGCUUCUCCUGGUCUUACCGGGCGGAUUCAACUUGCGCAGUUUGUCGCUGGACAUGGCAGGCGGGUUGAAAGUGGGAUUCGUUCGUCUCAUGCAAUAUUUGCAGGACCCUCAGCACGUCGCGCGCUUCCAACGGUUGUGCGGGGUGUGCGGGACCGAACCGCGUGACAGACUCUGUAACGGGGUGCCAAGCACUCGCCAUGGGGAUGUUCAGAACGGAGGAGGGGAUGCCACCCGCCGUAGAACAGCGGGAGUAGAGAGCGACAGGGAGAAACGCAAUAACGGCGUGGCGAACGGGGCUGCGGGAGAAAACGUCAACAGGCAGGCGCGGGAUAAAGACAGGGUCGAGGCUCAAGAAUCCGCGGUAAAGCCGUUGCGCAGAAACUCUCUCACCGGAGACGUCGGGCAGGAGUUCAAAAUCGACAAUACGUUUCUUUACUACCUGUUCACGCUUGGUACCGAGCUAGGGAACGAGCUGUUCUACAUUUCAUUCUUCCCGUUCUUCAUGUGGAACGUGGACGCGUAUGUGAGCCGCCGGUUAGUCGUCGUCUGGGUGUGGGUCAUGUAUCUCGGCCAGUGCACGAAAGAUGUGAUCCGCUGGCCGAGACCUGCCUCGCCCCCGGUGGUCAAGGUGGAGAUGUUCUACAACUCUGAGUACAGCAUGCCCUCCACGCAUGCCAUGUCCGGUACCGCCAUACCCUUGAGCCUGUUCCUGCUGACCUACGGUCGAUGGGAGUAUCCUCUGCUGCUGGGUCUCUCUCUAGCCAUCAGCUGGUGUGUCCUGGUGUGUUUGAGCCGCAUAUACAUGGGCAUGCACUCCAUACUGGACAUUAUUGCUGGUUUUCUGUACAGUUUGCUGAUCCUGGUGGUCUUCAGUCCUGCUCUGGACAUCAUCGACACCUUUAACCGCUCACAUCCCUACGCCCCGCUCAUCAUCAUCUCACUUCACGUAGGACUAGGCCUCUUCUCCUUCACCUUGGACACCUGGAGCACCUCACGUGGCGACACCGCCCAAAUCCUGGGCUCUGGCGCGGGGAUCGCCUUGGCAUCCCACAUCAACUAUCACCUGGGCCUUUUGCCAGACCCACCUGCGUCCAUGUUUCCUCUUCAACCCCCAUCUUUCACCCUCAGCCUGAUCGGACUCUGUCUACUCCGCUUUCUCCUCGGUGUCAUCAUUCUCCUGGCUACCAGAGCCAUAAUGAAGGCUCUCACCAUCCCGCUCGUCUGCUGGCUCUUUGGGAUUCCCAGCGGCGACGUCCGGAAGGCCAGGCAGCACAUGGAGGUGGAGCUGCCGUAUCGUUAUAUCGUCUAUGGAACUGUGGGGUUAAAUGCGCAUUUUCUUGUGCCUUUCCUGUUUGCACGUGUGGGCCUGUUGUGAUUAGGUGGAAGAAAAACCUAUUAUUUUAGCCAAUAAGAGCCCAGUUGGACUGCAGAGGCAACUCUCUUUGAAUCAGUGAUUGGAUGGAACUAAUGCCGAUCGUGUAACUGACACUGUGCUACACCUUCCAGAUGCUCCUUGAAUGCAUUUUUCACCAUUUAUACUGUAGUUUUGUCAGAUUUUCUAUUCAAAACACCUAUUUGAUAUUGAUCCAGAGAUUAUUGCCCUUUUCUAUGCAGUUUGCAUUGCAUG